UUGCAAAACACAGAGAUUAUGAGUAAUAAGUUGGAAGCUUGCGAGAUAAAGAAUAAGCAAAUGACGGUUCUACAAAGUCAGUUGGCAGUUCUGAAAUUAAAGGAGAACAUUUGCGAAAAGACAAUUAGGGAAAAAGAAGAGAAAUGUAAAAGCCAAGAACAACUUGAUGCCGAUGUAAACUCCCUUAAAAAUCUGAUGUUACACUUGACAGCUCAAUCCAGAAAGGAUGAUCAAAAACUUAAGGAACUAUUAAAACAAAUGGAAGAUUACAGGGGGAUAAUUGAAAACAAGAAUGAUUUAAUAAGAUCACUACAGACAAAAUUGCAGAUCAAUGAGGCUUUCAACUCAAAUUUUACAUCAAUUCCAGCAGCCAUGUUGCUAAACGAUAUUAAACCAGAAAAGCAGGUUAAAAUUUUUGAAACAAGUUGUUUAAGUAUUGGAGAAUUUUCGGAAAUAAGGGAAAUCCAAGUUCCCGGACUAGAUCCAUUUCCUGUGCCCUGCAAUGGAACUAUCGCUGGUCCUGGCUGGACAAUAAUUCAACAAAGAGUUGAUAAUAGCGAGAACUUUAACCGAAAUUGGACUGAAUAUCGGAAUGGCUUUGGAGAUCUUGAAAGAAACUUCUUUAUUGGCUUGGAAAAAAUUUAUCGGAUGACAAGUUCGCAGCCACAUGAACUAUAUAUUUAUCUUAAAAAUUUUGAUAAUGAAAUCCGUUAUGCUCACUACAAUAAUUUUAGUAUAGGAAGUGAAAGUGAUGCUUAUGAACUUAAAGGCUUAGGGGAAUUCUCUGGAGACGCCGGUGACGCCUUGAAGUUAAGUAAAAAUAUGAAGUUUACUACUUUCGACCGGGAUAACGACAAGUAUUAUGCUAAUUGCGCAAAAGAACGUAAUGGUGGAUGGUGGUAUAACCAAUGUGCUUUGGCAAAUCUUAACGGACUUUACUUUGAACGAGAACUGGAUAAAUGGGAAGGCAUUUUUUGGCAUAAUUGGAAAAAAUUUCGAACUCUGAUGUCUGUGCAAAUGCUGAUCAGACCAUCGAAGGAAACAACAGUGAAAAAAUAACUAAUACUUUGUUAAUUAAGAAAUACCUUAACCAAUUACAUUUUUUUAACACUAAUAUAAACAUUAUUUCAUAAA
Messenger RNA from Drosophila innubila, 1134 nucleotides. Its product is annotated as fibrinogen-like protein 1. The coding region runs from base 19 to 1059 and encodes 346 amino acids. The transcript is spliced from 2 exons. NCBI's taxonomy places the organism in Eukaryota, Metazoa, Arthropoda, Insecta, Diptera, Drosophilidae. The record is from RefSeq and is a predicted model, not a curated record.